AGCAGUUAAGAAAAAAUCGAUUUUGUUUACUCCUCAUUGCAAAAGCUAUUUCAAAGUGUGUGCUGCAUUUUGCGUUCUCCAAAUCAAGUGUUGAAAGGCCAGAUAGUAAUAACUAUGAUGCUGGAAUAUAAUCAAAGUUGAUUGAAUUGAACGCAAUCAUGAACCAAUUCUCCAACGGUUCAGUUUUUACACCGUCGGCAAGCGGUCCGUCUGGCACGAAAAGCACUACCACCGCCCAUCAGCUGCCAUUGUCUGAUCUUGAGAAAUCGUCCGCCCGUAAGGCCCGCAAGGAGGCGGAAAAGCAGAAAAAACAAGCGAAAAAAUACGAAGAACAGCUGAAAAAGAUCCGCGGUCCAAAAAGUCAGAAAAUCCAGAUCAUCGAUGAGAGCUUCCUGGAGAAGUACAAUAAUGCUCAAUCGUUACCACCGGGACCGAGUCUGAAAACAAAGAAACGUUCCAAGAAAACACCCAGCGAUGUGGUACAAAUAAAUUUAUCCGAUUGUAUUCGGGAUCGAUUGUCACUGGCGGAAAGGGGUGAUUGCAAACUGGGGGGCGAAACCAAGACUGUUGUUAAACCAGUAGUUCCGAUUGCAAUCACUCAACCGAUUAUUUUGCACAAAGGAAAGCAGCGAGAGGUGCCGAAGGAGAAAAAAUUAUCGAGAUUGAAAAAAGAAAUUAUAAACAAUCGGAAAAUCAAGCAGGAAUCUCCUACCGUCGGUGGAAGCGAUCAACAGCCGGCAAACGGUGAACCAGAAGACUUGAAAGCCGUUGGUAAUGUGCAUCAAACAGUAGCGGUCUCCAACGAUCACCAACCUGGACAGAAGGGCAACCUAAAGUUUGGAGUUUCGCCGUUUCUCAAGGCCAUAGAGAGAUGCUGUUCUAAUGAGGACAUGGUUCCACCGAGUGUCGGGUCUGAAGACUAUCAUAAUGGAUUUCCAGCUCUUAAUGAUACAGUUAAAAGUGUGGAAAAAAUUCAACAUUCCAGAGCAUUUAGAGGGUACUGUGAUCAUCUAAUCACGGACGAAUUGCGCAACCAUACCGAAGUGCUGGUAACUAAACUGUUCCAGUUUCAGGCAAGCGCUUACAGCAAAAAUCCAAUCAAAGCUGUAAGCAAUAAAAGAUAUUGCGUCGGCUUCAACGAAAUACUCAAAUAUUUGGAAACGCAUAAAGUUAAGCUGGUGCUGAUAGCACCGGAUUUAGAAUUGAAUGACAGUAUUGAUCAGUUAGUUGAACGAGUCAAAUCGAUCUGCCGCCAGGGUCGAGUUCCCUACAUAUUUGGUCCGAAGCGUAGGAAGCUCGGCUUUUAUCUCAUGAAAAAGGUUCCGGUAAGUUGUUUGGGUGUGCUCAGCUAUAGCGGAGCGGAUGAAACGGUUAAACGAAUGCUCGAAAUAGUUGAUCAAGAGCGCGUAAAUUACAGGAAUCUUACUGUUGAGACUCAAUAGUGCACCGCAAAUAGGUCACCUGAAAAGUGACCGUUCUUCGAGGCCAAAAGUGGAAUUCUAGUCAAACUUCCAUUACAUUCCUAUGACCUCUUCCUGUUUCGAAUCUGUCUAUGUGUGCAAUAUCAAAUAUACUACCCCCUCCCUCCUCCCAAUGCUACCCUUCCAAACUUAUCAGAAUGAUGCCAUAUAACUGUGUCUGGUGGUGUGUCGCUAAUUUCAAUUGAUAUUAACAUGAUUGCCUAAUCAUGUGUUUCUACACCUGCGGUUAUAUGCAAUUCAAGGGAUUCCGAAUGUAUCUGUGUUUAGGUGUUGUGCCACUGAUACGGAAGUAAGCCAGUAAAGCAAAGUUGUUCAGUAAAGUAUCAGUAAUAAAAGUAUCUAGUCAUGUACCAAA
Wyeomyia smithii (pitcher-plant mosquito) is the source of this 1836-nucleotide messenger RNA. It is a transcript of the gene Sbp2, whose product is annotated as selenocysteine insertion sequence-binding protein 2. Gene Ontology annotation, molecular function: mRNA 3'-UTR binding; ribonucleoprotein complex binding; selenocysteine insertion sequence binding. Gene Ontology annotation, biological process: selenocysteine incorporation. The transcript is spliced from 2 exons. The coding region runs from base 159 to 1442 and encodes 427 amino acids. Lineage: Eukaryota; Metazoa; Arthropoda; Insecta; Diptera; Culicidae. Gene Ontology annotation, cellular component: ribonucleoprotein complex. The record is from RefSeq and is a predicted model, not a curated record.